AAUCAACGAGCGCAUGCGUACUUAUAGUUCCUGACGUCAUUUUCCGACAUACUGAAAAACUUUUUGUGAAUUUUCGCUUAGACAAAACAGGAAUCCCGGAGUUACAUAUUUAGUAGGAAGAACAUUAAUAAGUGUAAGGUGUGUCUAUUAUACCCAUGUAAACUUUUGGUUAGGAAUCGCACGUCAAGAUGAAUGGUCUUUCUUUAGGUGAGUUGUGUUCUCUGUUCUGUUGUCCUCCAUGUCCAUCCAAAAUCGCAGCAAAACUUGCCUUCCUCCCUCCAGAACCAACGUAUUUGUUCAUAUCAGAUGAGGCAGGAUCGAAGUUCAGUCUACACCUAACUGAUCGAGCAGAGUGGCAGUACACACAAAGAGAAUUAGACUUUAUUGAAGUUUUCAAAGCCAGAACGUCCAAAAACAAUCACAUCGCUUGUGCAUAUAUACGCUGUUCACCAACUGCAAAGUAUACACUGCUAUUCAGUCAUGGAAAUGCUGUUGAUCUGGGACAAAUGGCAAGUUUUUAUAUUGGACUAGGAUCACGAUUAAACUGCAAUAUAUUCAGUUAUGAUUACUCUGGUUACGGAGUUAGCUCAGGGAAGCAAUCAGAAAAGAAUAUGUAUGCCGAUAUAGAGGCAGCAUGGAAUUCUUUACGCACACGCUAUGGCAUCAGUCCAGAACAUAUUAUACUUUAUGGACAAAGUAUCGGCACAGUACCAACUAUAGACUUAGCAUCACGGUAUGAGGUCGGUGCCGUCAUACUUCACUCCCCCCUGAUGUCAGGAAUGAGAGUGGCUUUCCCAGAAACAAAAAGAACGUGGUUCUUUGAUGCAUUCCCGAGCAUCGACAAGGUUCCAAAGAUAACAUCACCAGUCUUGGUGAUCCAUGGUACAGAAGAUGAAGUUAUAGACUUCUCUCAUGGUCUCGCAAUCUAUGAGAAAUGCCCACGGACAGUCGAGCCAUUGUGGGUUGAAGGGGCGGGGCAUAAUGAUGUUGAACUUUAUGGACAAUACCUAGAACGCCUGAAGGGAUUCCUUACUGGAGACCUGACUUCAUAACAAACAUGGAACAUAGGAGAAUCUUAUUCAUAUAGGAUCUGCAUUGAAAGCUUGCGAUCUGCUAGAUCAAGGAGAGAAUCAAUACAUGUAUUUAGAAUAUUUUUACAAAUCCUGAGUCCUAACAGUAUGUUAGGUUCUACCAAGUUAGAGCUCACAAGGGACAGAUCAAAUCUUAAAGUGUGAUGGAUUUAAUGGCAACUCCACAUUCAGAAUUACUUUAUUUAUAAACAGUGUGGAUUUUCUGUACCUCAUGUAAAUAUACCAAAUUUUAGAUGUACAGUGAAACCUGCAAAGUGGAUCACUUCUAGAAGUGGAACAGCUCUCUUAGUAGAACAGAGUUCUUAGACCAACUGACUUUGUUUAAAAACAAACCUC
Owenia fusiformis is the source of this 1427-nucleotide messenger RNA. NCBI's taxonomy places the organism in Eukaryota, Metazoa, Annelida, Polychaeta, Sabellida, Oweniidae. The record is from the annotation of a GenBank genome assembly.